AUGGAAAUAUCAGAAGACUCGGAAAAUGAGACCAGCCCAGCAUCACAAGCAAGACCACCUGCUAAUACUACACGUGCCCGUGCUCCUCGUCGCCAUGCCCCAGCUUCGGGUGCCCGUGCCCGUGCCCAUUCCCCUGCUGUCCCUGCUGCCCCUCAUGCUCCGACUGCUCCAACUGCUCCAACUCCGACUGCUCAUGCUGCUCAUGCUUUCCCUGUUGCUCCCGCCGCUCCCGGUGCAGGCAGCAAUUCCAAUCUAGUCCACUCCAGCUCCUUUAAGCCAAUACACCGGUUGAAAUUGUCACUCCCCAGAAUGCGGCGUGCAGAUGAGCGCUUCUUGUUGCCUGAGUCCAGUUACAACAUGAUAGUCAACGGCACAAUAUAUACGUCACUUAAAACAUUUCUUGUGAGCGUGGGAGAAACAGAAGAUGCGACAUUUCCAUGGUGGAGGGUUAUCCAAGACUUUGUGCACUUGUAUUUUGAACACUUUGACCAUGAAUACCCCGUGGUUCACCCAUAUGCACUAGAAUUCGGGCUUGACAAAACCUCAACCUCGUGGAUGGUACUUUUAGCAGUGGUCACUGUUGGGAGUCAAUAUAGCGCUUUCAGCAAUGCCAGUCUGUUUUCAGCAGCUUUCGGGGAGAUACUGUCUCACGCAAUAACACAAAACCGACCCCAAGCACCCGAAGCAACAACGUUAUCCUAUGCACAAAGCGUAUUUCUUAGUGACGUCUGCCUGAUGUUUGAUGGGUCACACAAGGCGCAGUUGAAGCUGCAGUAUGAACGAAAUGCACUUGUCACAUUGGCUCGUGUCUUGAAGGUUGAUCCAUGCAUGAACACAAAAGCGUCACAAGCCCCAAGACACUGGAAAGCCUGGCUGGCAAGAGAAUCUCGUAUACGUCUACUUCAUUGUAUCUUUCGUAUGUAUCCCUACGACAAGCCACGGGAGCGUGACUAA
Penicillium concentricum is the source of this 954-nucleotide messenger RNA. Its product is annotated as transcriptional regulator family: C2H2 zinc finger and Fungal Specific TF. Gene Ontology annotation, cellular component: chromatin. Bases 1 to 954 code for a protein of 317 amino acids. Lineage: Eukaryota; Fungi; Ascomycota; Eurotiomycetes; Eurotiales; Aspergillaceae. The record is from RefSeq and is a predicted model, not a curated record. Gene Ontology annotation, molecular function: RNA polymerase II cis-regulatory region sequence-specific DNA binding; zinc ion binding; DNA-binding transcription factor activity, RNA polymerase II-specific. The transcript is spliced from 2 exons. Gene Ontology annotation, biological process: DNA-templated transcription; regulation of transcription by RNA polymerase II.